AACGUGGUUACAGAAUUAGUCUCAUCUCUAUGCUGUUAAUAUUAGUUAAUAGUUAAUCUUGUAAAGUGCCCAUGUCGAGUUUACGUUCGUGGCUGAAAUGCAUUCUGGGUGGGUUUUUUUACCUAUUUUUAUAUCGAUUUAUUUUAUUUUUUUAUGGAGGUACGGCUCACAUGUAACAUUAUUUUUUCUUUUGGGGGGGGGGUGAGAAGGAAAAAAUACACCCACAAAAUAAUAAAUGUCAUUUAUUGACUGUCCACCCAGUUUGACGUACGGAUUAGAGAGUUGCGCGUUCACGCUACCCUGGCCAGUACAAAAUCCCGGUGCGCGCGCUCCCGGCGCGUGGGACUGGUUGAAGUGGGGCGGAAUGCAGCGGCAGUUGUCGGAGCCACGCAGAGCGAGAGAGACGCAGGCGGAGGAUCCGUGGACGGACGGGGAAAGGGGAAAAAGCCCACUCGCGUUAGUGGCACCGGCCGAGCUCUCCGCAGUCUGGAGUGUGGCGACGAAUAGACGCCUUCCUUCCCACGCGGGGGGAUUUUUUGCGUGACGAGAGCCGCUAAGCUAAGCGUCGAGGAAAAGAGAAGCCUGAAGGUUUCGCGCCAACACUGAGUACGGUUUUUGCACCGCGGACAGUUCCCACCGCCUUGUGGUCUCCCAAUUCCAGCAGAAGAAAACCAGACCCAAAGCAGGAUGCUGCCACCACCGUUCUUCACUGUAGGUUCCAGCAGUGGGCGGUGUCUGCUUCCCCGAGCGGGACUCAAUGGCUGCCAGUGUUGCCUCUUGAGACCCAAAAAUGAUCAGCUUCAUUUUUGAUCCAGCCCUCAUUGUAUCGUGUUAUUAGGCAAACUAAAUUUGGAUAAUAACACUCGGUCCAAUACCCUCUCGUUUGAGAUUUACAGGUUCCAUUAUUGAACUACAUUUGGUUCCUGUAGUCAACGUAUUCAUGGAGGGGUUUCCUGUCCACUGACUGGAGGCAAACUGUGGAUCAGCAGCCAUGUCGGCCUGCAGCACAUUCACUGAGCAUGUGUGGAAGCCGGGCGAAUGCAAGAACUGCUUUAAGCCAAAGAGUCUUCACUACACCCUGAGUGGUGGGGUCAAGCCUCGGUCUGAGCACAGACUUCCAACAUCUCAACAACAGAACCCAGCCCAUGCCGGGAAUAGAGUCAACUCAAACCUGGCCAAUAACUCCCAGAGGGCUGGCACUGGGACUGCCCGCUCAGGACACCUCCGUCCACCAGUGGCAAAGAAACCAACUAUCGCUGUUAAGCCCACUAUGAUGCUGCCAUGCUCUUUGUUAGGAUCGAGUUCUAAUGGCAAUAUGCAGAGUCCAACAAAUGUCCUUGAGCCAGGCAAAACUUCAGCUUUUAUGAUCUGGAAUCGCAAUGGACUGAACUGUAAGAGGACCAGCAGUACCAAUAAUAACAACGAAGGAGAGGUUGGCAUGGAUGAAAUUCAGAGUUAUGAGCACCUUAGUCAAAGGACCCCGGGUGGCAAAAACAACAACAGCGGACUGACUGAUGUGUUAAAAGAGAUUGCUGGGUUAAGCCCUGGACCAAGCCUAACACCUGUUUCAAAAGAUUUAUUUUGGGGCCGGAUCAAUAGCUCAUACCAAAGGUCUUUAGAAAGAGGCCUUCCAGCUGCUAGCUGUUUGGCUAUGGGAAGUUGCAUUAGUGGUGGUAGUGGUAGUACUAGUCAAAAACGUGUAUCUCUGAGUGAUAGCACUGAGAUAAUCAGCACAGAAGGUGGUCGCUUCUGCUACCCUGAAUUUUCAAGUGAAGGGGAAGAUGAUGAUGACGACGACGACGAUGAUGAUGAUGAGGAGGAAGAAGAGUCUGAUGGAGAUGAUGAGCACGAAAGCUGGGAUGAAAGUGAUGAAGAGUUACUUGCGAUGGAGAUCCGUAUGAGAGGACAGCCACGAUUUGCAAAUUUCCGUGCUGCCACCUUGUCUCCGGUGCCCUUUGCUGCAAGCAAAAAGUGGAAUACUGUUCCACUUCGUAAUCGUUCUUUACAACGGAUUUGUGCAGUGGACUACGAUGAUAGUUACGAUGAAAUUUUGAAUGGUUAUCCCUCCAUGGAUUCCACUGGAGUUAUUCCAUGUUACGGACCUCAUGACAAUCAAGGUAGUGGUUUCCUUACAAAUUCAGAGUCCACAAUUUCUCCGGGCUCAUCUUCAUCUAUUCCAGAAGAUUCUCAGACUGCAUCCAGCAGUGAGAGUAAUGUGUCGUGUGCUCAUCGAAAUGGAUUGCAAUCCCCCGCAUCUGUCAAAUCCCCUAUUCCCUGCUCUUCUCCUGUGAAAAAAGAGGCUGCUAACCGAGCACUGAGUCCCGUCAAGGUUAUGGAAACACACAAGGCUGUUUUGGCUAUCAGAUUGGAUGAUCAGGAUCAAUCAGCGUCAAUGCCGCAAGCCCUUCCAGGCCAACCAGUUACUAUCAGUUUUAGUCCCACAGAGGAGCAGGCAAAACCAUACCGUGUUGUAAAUUUGGAAAAAUCACUAAUUUGUAAACCUUACACUGUCGUGGAUGUGUCCGCUUCCAUGACCAACAAAGAUGAACAUUUAGUGGAUUUAACUUCAAAGCACAAAAAACAGACAAUGCCCUCCAGCCCAACAUCAUUUUCUAGCACUCCUGUGGGUCAACCACUGUCUCAGUCAUCAGUUUUGCCAACCUCAGCCACAUCUGUUGGUCAUCCAAAUGUUUCUCGAAGAAAAUUAGGGUGCAUGCGUUACCAAGAAGUAUGGACAUCAAGCACAAGUCCUCGUCAAAAGAUCCCCAAAGUUGAUUUGGGAAAUGGGAGCACCGCAGGCCAGUCUGUUGCUUAUCAACCAUUCAGCCACAAAUCAGCUCCUACGUCUCCAGUUUCUGGGUUGUCUUCAUCCCGAACUGUACCUGUGAAAUCCCCUAAUUUAUCAGAGAUUAAGUUCAACAGUUUCAACAAUGCAGGCAUGCCUCCUUUCCCAAUUAUCAUCCGAGAUGAGCCGGCAUACGCUCGCAGCUCCAAGAAUGCUGUUAAGGUACCAAUUGUUAUAAAUCCAAGUGCUUAUGACAACUUAGCUGUGUACAAGAGCUUCCUGGGACUCCAUGGGGAGUUGACACAGGCAAAAGGGAUUGGUAGUCGGGUGACCAGCCAUACCUACGAAGAGAUUGGGUCCUCUGAGAGUGUCCAAUCAACCUCAACAGACAAAACCCUCUCUGGCAGAGGCACAUCUGAAGGAGCAUCUUUGGAGGAAACAAAAGCUUCAGUUGAAGCAGCAAUAAAAGUACCCAAUUUACAACCUAGAACCACUACAGACCCAAGCACUGUGACAAGCACUCAUUUCAGCUCCCCGGUUGGCGCUGUUUCACCCACUACAACAACAAAUUCUGCCCUCUUUCUAGCUGAAACCCCACCUAAAAGUACCCUUUCUGCCAGUGUGGUAACACGCAAUUUUAGUCAUGAUAAACUGACGGAACAGUCUUCCUCUUCAGCGGCAGUGUUAAACCUUUCAAAGGAUGCCAGUGUUGUUCUCUCAGAGAUUGUGGCCUCUAUCCAACCUCCCCAGUCUCCUCCAGAGUCACCCUCAGCCCAAGACAAAACCUUCAGUUCUGAGGAACUUUACGCCGUUCCACCUGAUGCCAUGAAGGAGACCCUCACACGACCCAAGUCACUGUUUUCUCCAAAUGAUGGAAGUGUUCCCAAACCUGUAAAAGACACUAUCUCCAAAGUUUUGUCUAAAUCUCAGAGUGCCUCUGCUGCUGUACCCAUCUCCACAAGCCGGUCAGAGCCUAAUGCCCCUUUCCCCCCUCCCAGGUCUACAUCUUCCCCUUAUCAUGCUUCGAACAUCCUCCAGAGACAUUUUAGCAACUGGGCAAAGAGCUCUGCUUCCAGUUCCCCUUUGCGCUCCAGUGAAGGUGAAAGUCGUCUGAAUGGAGAAGGGAGGCGUAAUCAAACGGAGAGUUCAAAACCCAAGCGGUGGAUCUCAUUCAAGAGUUUUUUCCGUCGGCGGAAAGAUGAGGACGAGCAGAGAGAGAAGACAGAAAAAGAAAAGGAAAAGGGCAAGCUGGUUGGCCUGGACGGAACCGUCAUUCACAUGCUUCCACCGCCACCGAUUCAGCAGCGACACUGGUUCUCUGAGGCAAAACCAGAGGAUCCCACUCAGAAACCGACCAUUGUUUUUACCUACAAAAUGGAAACUGGCAGCACCGCAAGCGGAGAAGGAGAACUACAAGUAGAAGAAUGUAAGGAGACUGCACUACUGACACCCUGCGACGGUGAGGAGUCCAGAACUUUGAGUCCAGGGCGACAAGCACCAACAUUGGAGCCCAAUGCUGUUGCCCCUGUCAGCAACAUAAGCCAGGUACCAGUCAGUGCCAACAAUGCGGUGGCUCGCGAACUGCCCAGCAUCACUCCCCUCCCUGCCAGAGUGAAUCUGGGCCUGGUGCUUGGGGAGGGCAAAGAGGCCCACGCCAACCACGCUGCCCAGGCCCCCGAGCGCAGCGGCAGCCUCGGGGAGCCAGAGGAUGACGGGAAUCAAUCUCAUCACUCGCACUCGCCUGCAUCCAGCCAGUGCAGUGCCACCUACAGUAACCUCGGUCAAUCUAGAGCCAACAUGAUCCCACUUAAGCAACCACGCAACACAAAGGCAUCUAAUGAUACACUGGCGUCCAUUGACCUUGAGGGUCUAGCCGAGCAGCCGGUACCCAAGUCCACUCCGCCUCCCCUGCCGAAAAAGGUAGUCCCUCGCUCCAUCACAGAGCCCAGCUUGGCUGCCAAAGAACCCAUCCAGGGAACCUUUAGACCGAGGGCAGAGGCCAAACCUGGCGGCACCAACCUGAGCGUUGCCAACCCGCUUUAUGACUUGGACAACACCUGGGAGACGGCGAGUCAGAGCUCCUCAAUUAGUACCCAUGAUCAGGAGAGCUGUGACUCCCUGGAGCGGCCAUCUGUCGCUAUAAGCAAAGCCCGCCCAGCUAACAGCAUGUCUUCGUUGAUGUCACAACCGAAUGUAGCUUCUGCCGUCUCCAAAGAGAGCAAAGUCUACCCGAGCACCGAAUCUCUCACUGGGAAGAAUCGCAAAACGGGACAAGGCUCUGCCCCUCCCAAGCAUUCAAGGCCCGCUCUUUACCGCGGUCUGGACAGCUGGGACGAGGUGGUUGGCAGGAUCAGGGGCCUCCACACGGACACUCUGCGGAAGCUGACGUCCAAGUGCGAGGAUCGUUUCAUGGCUGGCCAAAAGGAUCACUUGAGAUUCGACACCGACAGCUGGUCCAACUUCAGGCUGACCACUGGGAAACCUUGCUGCGAGGCUGGGGACGCAGUUUACUACACCGCUUCGUACGCCAAGGACCCACAGGUCAACUAUGCCAUCAAGAUCUGCCGAAGCAAAGUCAAGGAGACCCGGCAGCAGUUUUUUCACAGCCUGGCCGUCAGGCAAAGCCUGGCCUUGCACUUCAACAUUCAGCAGGACUGUGGACAUUUCCUGGCUGACGUCCCAAGCAGCAUGCUCCCUUGGGAAGAGGAGGAAGAAGAGGAAGAACCGCAGGAGGAACGGGAUGAGAAGGAGAACAGAGAUGGGUUGAAAGAAAGAGACGUUAAAUCAGAAACCAAAUCGACAGAAUCCAGACAUCCAAAUGGUGAGUUAGAAGAGACCUCGGCUGGCGUUGAUAUGAGUGCCGCAGGUCGGUUGAGGAGCCGAGUGGUGGUCAUCACCCGUGAGGUCCCUUUCCAGACGGUUGCCGACUUCGUCCACCAAGGCGUGUCCCGCCACAUCCAAAACCCGGACCUGUAUGAGCGUCAGGUGUGCCUCCUGCUGCUCCAGCUCUGCUCGGGUCUGGAGCACAUGAAGCCUUAUCAUGUGACGCACUGCGACCUCCGUCUGGAGAACCUGCUGCUGGUUCAUUGCCAACCCGCCAACCCAGGAACAGCGGGCGCUGUCGAGACCAACAACAACAGCGGCUGCAAAUCUGCCAGUGACGCCAUUGCCAACUCCCCCUGCCCCGCCCGCCUCAUCAUCAGCAACUUCUCCCAAGCGAAGCAGAAGAGCGCUCUCAUGACCACCGACCCCGGGACUCUGCGAGACCAAUCUCGACUGGCCCCGGAAAUUAUCACAGCCACUCAAUUCCGAAAGUGCGACGAGUUCCAGACUGGGAUUCUCAUCUACGAGAUGCUCCACCGGCCGAAUCCCUUCGAGGAGACGCCGGAUCUGAAGGAGCGAGAAUACACCUGGGCGGACCUGCCGCCACUACCGGUCCGAUCGCUGUACUCACAGGGCCUGCAGCAGCUGGCGCGUUUAUUGCUCACCGUUAACCCUUCUGAAAGAAUCCGCAUGUCCGAGGCCCGGGCCUGUCUGCAGUGCUUGCUCUGGGGACCCCGCGAGGACUUGUUCCAGGCUCUGGGCUGCGGCAGCAACUCUGGAUCCAUGUCGUCUGCCACCUCCAGCCAGCGCCAGGCGACCCUCCAGAACUGGCUGGACUUGAAGCGUACGUUAAUGAUGAUUAAGUUCGCGGAGCGCUCCAUGGACUCUGCUCGUGGCGUAAGCUUGGAGGACUGGCUCUGCUGCCAGUAUUUGGCCUUUGCUUCCACGGAGAGCCUGAGCCGGGUAGUGCUCAUCCUGCAGCAGCCACAGAUGCAUCCCCAAUCCCAGAACCAAAACCAGUCUGUCCCCGCCGGGCAUAACCAUACUCAUUUAACGCACGCCUUCCACCGAACUCAGUCGCAGCCCCUCUGAGCUUCGCUAAUGAGUCGUUUCCAAGGCAACAACUCCCCCCUCCUCCCCUGUCUGGUCCCCACACUGAUGCUAUUGUUUGGUGUGAGCUAUUAGCAUCAUUAGCGCUUAAUGUGUAUAUGGGUAAAAUUUUGCAGAUUCAACAUCAUCAAGAAGAUGGUUUUAUAUUAAAUGAACACAAACGCUUCCCAACAUUUCCACAAUGCUAUAAAAGUAAUCGAGUAAGAUUUGGGCAAUUAGCAAUGGAGUUGCUCGGAUUUACACAGGUUCAAAAGUAGUCAUUUGGCUUUAUAAGAGGCCAAAAUAAAUGCAGGUUUUCGUCUUGAAAAUUAAGAGGUUUUACAAAAAUGCGGCUGUUACCAUUUCUUCUCCAAUAAUUUCCUUUUUUCAACUUGGACAAAACGGUCAUAUCUCGAUUGCUUCAUAUCCAAUGGGUGAGUAGAGCUUUUACGGCACCUUUAUGGCAUUUUCUCGAGCUGACAUUUAUUUUUUACCAUUUUAAUUUUGAAUAAAAUUGUCUGGUUAAAAAAAAAUUGGCGGGAUUACUGAAAAACAUUUGCCUACAGAAUAAAUGAAUAAUUCAAUUUCAAGACAGAUGAAGGGAGAGCGACUAUUUAACCGUGAGCUAAAUGGUAAUAAAUAAAAUGAAAAAUACGAUCCAUCAUUUGUUGGUGUUGAGGAAGCCAAAGAGCUGCCACAAAUUGUCCACUUACACAGUGACAAGAAGGCAUUACAAGACUGAAGUUUACGAUUUUGUCCGAGACGAGCGAGUGAUUUAUUAGCGACGUGAAGCUUUUGUUUUAGUGCUUUUUAAAAAAAAAAAAAAAAAUGUCAACACGAUGAAAUCCUCACAGUUGUUGUAACAUAUUUUAAAACAUUUGUGCAGGCGAUUGACAGUCGUCAAAGAACGUUUACUCAGUUGUUGUAAAAACGGGACAUGACUGCCCGAGCUGUUGUUUUGGCCUCUUGUUGCAGAUUCUUUGGAUUCUUACAAUAGUUUAGUUGCACAUAAUUUCAGAAUUCUCACUGUGGACAAACAAAAGGGAUUUUUUUUUUCCUGGACUAGACUGCAAAACUUGUUUUCACCAGGUUGUUUUGGGAAAGGUUCGGCAGCAUAGGCGCUGAGCCAGCGGUGCUCGGAUGUUCCAUCUCAUGGGCUCGGAGUUUAAUAGGCGGCAUGUAGAAUGUAAAAAAAAAAAUAAUAAUAAUAAUAAAUAAAAUAAAAUGGCGGACUGAGGUUCGGACAUUUCAACCGAUGAACCACUUGUUUCCAUUCCACAAGGACGCCUGAUCGCGCUCAUACUUGCCCAACGACUGUGAGUGGAGAACCUUACGGUGCCUGUGGACCAUACCGUGUUUGAUCUGGCCUGCCGUGCAGUUCAAAUAGAAAUAAAACAGGAACAUUUAUUUAAAAAAAAAAAAAAAGCCCCAAAACACUAUAUCCGGGAUCCCUCAUAAUAUAAUCAAUAUAUUUUUUUUUUGUCCUGACCCUCAGAGGACUUCACCACCACUGACUUUGCGUCAACUCGCACAUACAUGGGUUCACACUUGUGGUUAGCAUGCCUUUUAUUCAACUCGACUCAGUGUAAUUUUUUUUUUUUUUGCACAUCAAAAAAAAAAAGUAAUCUGACAUCAAAACUGACAUUAACAAAACACUUUUAUUAUUCUGCUUUGUUUUCUUUUGGUGGGAUAAAAGUUUUUCCUUCAGGGGGAAUGUUAUUUUUGCUGAAUGGAUGGACGGGGGGGGACACACAACAGGUGUGCAAAGGAUUGGUGUACUGAAGAAUGUCUGGAGAGCACUGGUGGCUAUCCUUGUAUCUAGAGAGUUAAGCCUAAAUAUAUAUAUAUAUAUAUAUAUAUAUAUAUAUAUAUAUUAAAAAAAAUCUAUUUUAAUCCGCUAUUUUGUUGAGCACCUAAAUAACAUUUUAACCUUCGGUGAAACUUCAGUGUUGUAAGAGUAAAGCCCAUUCAAAUGCAGUUGGCUGUGCAAAGUGAACACGUCUCUGUUAAAAUAUUGAUGUUAAAAAAAAUAAACAACAUGAAACCAUGAACAUUAUUUUUAAUAAGUGUAACUACUAUUAAAUACAGCAUCCCUUCACUGAUCCUGAAUUCUCUCAGCUGCCUGAGGUCCCUUCACUAAGGUUCUGUUUGCAAGUCUUGGAAGGGAUGCCCCUUUUUUUUUUCAUUUUUAUUUUUUUUUAAAAUACAUAUUCCGUCAUAGUGUCAGCAAAUGCCUCCUGAUGCCGGUGCAAGGCUACAGGGAUCUCUCACUACACAUGUGCCUGUCAGUGCGCAGAAAAUAUAUUGACACCUUGUCAAGUUUUCUGUUUUCAAUUUUUUCCCUCCCCUCAGGUGCUGUC
Molecule: messenger RNA, 9057 nt
Organism: Syngnathoides biaculeatus (alligator pipefish)
Lineage: Eukaryota; Metazoa; Chordata; Actinopteri; Syngnathiformes; Syngnathidae
Gene: peak1
Product: pseudopodium-enriched atypical kinase 1
Exons: 8
Coding region: 992-6700 (1902 amino acids)
Biological process (GO): protein phosphorylation
Molecular function (GO): protein kinase activity; ATP binding
Source: RefSeq, a predicted model, not a curated record